UAAUAAUUUCUAUCCAGUGAUUGUCAUACCGAUGAAUUUAAAAAGAAAGCGACGAAUUAUUAUACGAUUUGGUCACUCGUUAUGGUCCGCAAACCAAUUGCCAGCGCAAGAG
This is a messenger RNA of Heterotrigona itama, 112 nucleotides long. Lineage: Eukaryota; Metazoa; Arthropoda; Insecta; Hymenoptera; Apidae. The record is from the annotation of a GenBank genome assembly.